CACCAAACCCUAGAGAGAACUCUGUUGAAGACGGCGAACAUGACGUCAUCUAGAGGAAAGAAGCAGGUCGUGAAGAAGAUGAUCCCGUGCUGCAUGAAGAUGGGGAUGAAGAGAGGACCAUGGACGGCGGAGGAGGACGAGAUUCUUGUGAGCUUCAUCAAGAAAGAAGGCGAAGGAAGGUGGAGAUCGCUUCCCAAAAGAGCUGGUUUACUCCGAUGUGGUAAAAGCUGCCGUCUACGGUGGAUGAACUAUCUACGGCCGUCUGUAAAACGCGGCGGUAUCACUCCCGACGAGGAAGAUCUCAUCAUCCGCCUUCAUCGCCUCCUUGGCAACCGGUGGUCACUGAUCGCGGGAAGGAUACCGGGAAGGACUGAUAAUGAGAUUAAGAACUAUUGGAACACUCAUCUUCGUAAGAAACUCUUAAGUGAAGGCAUUGAUCCUCAAACCCACAAGCCUCUUGAUGCAAAAAAUGCUCAUCAUAAACCCGGAGAAGAAGUUUCCGGUGGACAGAAUCUUCUAGAGCCUAAUUCUAGUUCUCACACUGAUGACACCACCGUUAAUAGCGGAAAUGAAGCUACCAAGAUCACUUUCAGUGUCUUUGGUGGUGAAGACAACGAAGACUUUGGUUUCUGUUACGAUGAUAAAUUUUCUUCGUUUCUAAAUGCGCUUAUCAAUGAUGAUCCUUUUGAUAGUAAUAUUCCAUUGUCCCAGCCGUUUCGGACGCAAGAUUGUACUGGUGAGAUUGUUGGAACGUCGUCUAGCUUAGAACAUGGCCAGAGAAUAGAAGAUAUAUGAUUUGAUCGAUCGUGAUGCCUUCUAUAUCUACCAUGCCUCAAGAAGUGUGUACUCAUGUGAUUUCAAAGGUCGGUAUAUAUAUGUGUGCUAAGUUGUUUUGUGGCGAUCUGUGUGAUUACAAAAUAAAUAUAUACCUCAUAUAUAUGUAAACAUACUCAUAUAAGUCGGUAUAUAUAUGUGUGGUAAGUUGUUUUGUGGCAAGGUUUGAGUUCUGAUUCUUGUUUAGUAUUUAAUCAAGUGCAAUGUGAAAACAAAAUUACGAUAUUAUUUGUUUAAUCUCCAUAAUAAUUGCAUCCGUUUGUAUAAUGCAUCUAAAAGGCUACUUAACCCUAUUUGGGAAAAGUUUACAUACAAAGAGGAUGCACUCCACUUUCAUGUAAUUCUAAAUUUGAAUCAAAACUCAAACCUUGCCAUUCUUAAGUUUGUUAAUCGCGAGUAUGUACUUGCAUGUAUAGAUGAAUUCAUAUGGGUUGUAUAAUAAGUUGAAUACUCUCAUUUCUUAAGUGCUUCACAUUAUCACAUAUAUCUCUAUAUAUGUUUCUACUUUCUAGUCCAGUGUUUUGAUUGAUGAUUAUAUAUAAUUUUAUGUUACUAAGAUGUACGUAUAUACAAGCAUUUCAAUCACAAGAAUGUAUGUAGUUGCAUGUAUAGAUAAAUUCACUUAAAAAAAAGAUGAAUUCUCAUAUAUAUAUGGCUUGGUUUGUGUAAUAAGUUGAAUUCAUAGAUUAUGUAAUUCGCAUUUAGCUUUAUAUAUUGUUUCUACUUUCUAGACUAGUGUUAAUUGGUGAUUAUAAUUUCAUAUAACUAAAAUGCACGUAUAUGCGUAAUGCAAUGCAUUUUAUUAUGCAGAUUCAAUGUUUAUGUCUACUUAUUCAUUAUCUCGUUGGUGAUUGGUCCAUGCGUUAUCAUUCCGUCAAAUCGAAACGAACACCAUGCCGUUUUCACACUGAGCCUUUUACACGUUUCCUCAUUUACGGAUUCACAAAAACGAACUAACGUAAGCAAAAGUAGGCCCACAUAAUCCGUAUUGGGCCUAAGUGGCGUUUACUGACCUACUAAAGCCUACGAAAUUAGAACAUAGAUCAAGCUUAAUAGUUGUUCAAAAAAAAAAAAGAUCAAGCUUAAUAUAAUACCACUACAUCCAAUCGUUACAAGCCGUUAGAGUAAUUGACGUUUACAUAAGUUGACCUAAGCGAACUUCGCAUGCGAGUGAUCUUCUCUUUGACCCUUCGGUCCACAUCACAGCAGCAAAAUUAAAUAACUGUAUAACUGAAAUUCUUUGGCAUAACCAAACGAUCUAGACCAAGAAACAAUGAUAUCUUAUUGAAUAAUUUCUUAUUGUAAGCUGUAUUCUUAAGAUCUUUUGAUUUAUUGCUCGAUAUAGUCAUUUGUAGAUUGGAUACUGGAUUUAUCUCCUAGAUCUCUCGUUGUACCAUUAAACGAAAAAACUUUAUGAAGUUGUGACUAGAAAACUCAAGAACAAGAUUUCAAUGAAGAACAUUAUAACCGACAAAUAAGUCGAGUAUAUCUGUAUAUGCAUAAAAUACAUAACAUGCAUGAAACAUACACAUUCAUCUGCAUAUACAGACACAUCUAGUACAUGCAAUUAUGUCAAUAAUCAAAAUAAAAUAACAAACAAAAUGGAUGAGCAUU
This is a messenger RNA of Brassica napus (rape), 2448 nucleotides long. Its product is annotated as transcription repressor MYB5. The record is from RefSeq and is a predicted model, not a curated record. The transcript is spliced from 2 exons. Bases 40 to 795 code for a protein of 251 amino acids. Lineage: Eukaryota; Viridiplantae; Streptophyta; Magnoliopsida; Brassicales; Brassicaceae.